GGCCGGUAAGUGUAAAUGCACAUUACAUUACAAGCCUUUUCUCUCUGUUUUUCACAGGCAGGAUUAAAAGCAGGUCUCACAGCCAGUGAGGUGGAUGAAUUACUGACCCUCGCCACAUCUCAGCCAAUAAAAAACAAGCUGAAGAGUGUCACAAGUGAAGCCAUUAAGUAUAAAUGCUUUGGUUUUCCCACCAUUGUGUGUCAUGUGGAUGGGAAGCCUGAGAUGUUCUUUGGUUCUGACAGAUUUGAGGUCAUGGCUCACAUCAUUGGAGAGAAGUGGAUGGGGCCUAAUCCUGUCAAACCAAUGGCCAAAAUGUGAUCACCUUUCAUUCAUUCUCUGUAUAUUUCAAAUAUUUCUAAAUAAAAAGUGAAAAUCGUGUUAAUUCA
This is a messenger RNA of Danio aesculapii, 386 nucleotides long. RefSeq names its product glutathione S-transferase kappa 1-like. Lineage: Eukaryota; Metazoa; Chordata; Actinopteri; Cypriniformes; Danionidae. Gene Ontology annotation, molecular function: glutathione peroxidase activity; glutathione transferase activity. The transcript has 3 exons. The record is from RefSeq and is a predicted model, not a curated record. Gene Ontology annotation, cellular component: mitochondrion; peroxisome. The coding region runs from base 16 to 318 and encodes 100 amino acids. Gene Ontology annotation, biological process: glutathione metabolic process.